Messenger RNA from Anopheles aquasalis, 1805 nucleotides. Its product is annotated as ras-related protein Ral-a-like. Gene Ontology annotation, molecular function: GTPase activity; GTP binding. Lineage: Eukaryota; Metazoa; Arthropoda; Insecta; Diptera; Culicidae. Gene Ontology annotation, biological process: signal transduction. Gene Ontology annotation, cellular component: membrane. The record is from RefSeq and is a predicted model, not a curated record.
CAACAGCGGAAGCCAAUUCAAACAAUCCUCAAGUAAGUCGUCGGUUCCGUAUUCUGGAAAACGUGCCCGACCAAACUCCCGGAAACUUAUCGCUCCGAGGACAAAGAAUCGUCCAGGAUUAUCCUCUAAAGCAACACAAAACUCCUGGAGCACUCAUCAUCAUCAGAACACAACAAGCAGCAGCUUCGGAGUGGCAAUCGAUCUUCACAAAUCGUAGUGAAUCGUCAGCUAGCCUCAGCUUAGCGGAACGGCCAGCGCAACCGCCCCGACAACGGCCAGCAAAAGUGAAAGCAGAGGUGAAAGAUGUCGAAAAAGCCUUCGACGGGGCCUGCCCUGCAUAAGGUGAUCAUGGUGGGCAGUGGUGGUGUUGGCAAGUCCGCCCUAACGCUGCAGUUCAUGUACGAUGAGUUCGUGGAGGACUACGAACCGACCAAGGCCGAUAGCUACCGGAAAAAGGUGGUGCUGGACGGUGAGGAGGUACAGAUCGAUAUUUUGGAUACGGCCGGCCAGGAAGACUACGCCGCCAUCCGGGAUAAUUACUUUCGCAGCGGCGAAGGGUUCCUGUGCGUGUUUUCCAUCACCGAGGACGACAGCUUUCAGGCGACGCUCGAGUUUCGCGAGCAGAUAUUGCGCGUGAAGAACGACGAAAGCAUACCGUUCCUGCUGGUCGGCAAUAAGUGCGAUAUGAGCAACAAGCGCAAGGUACUGCUGGCCGAGUGUCAGGCCCGUGCACGCCAGUGGGGCGUACCUUACCUGGAAACGUCGGCCAAAACGCGCGAGAACGUGGACAAGGUGUUUUUCGAUCUGAUGCGCGAGAUACGCUCACGGAAAACGGAGGACUCGAAACCGUCGAACGGCCGCGUCAAGGACAAUUCGAAGCGUAGAAAGAUCAAGUGUGCGCUGUUGUAGAGGGAGGCAUUUCGUUUUUGUAGACUGUAAGCUGCUAAAGCCCCUUGGGGACACGUUGUUGUACCGAUUAGCGUUACCCGUAGAGGUGUGUAUCGCCAUCGUAACACAUGGAUAGGGAGAGGGAGUGGGUUGGUCUGUGAACAAAAACUGUAACCAGAUAGUAUUGCGAGAAAACAAUUCCUUUUUUUGAUAACGCCAAAGCGUGGUCCAAGUGAACGAUCGUACAAAACAUGGUGCCGGACGUGGUAAUACUCAAGAAUCACAUGCAGCCCCCACCUGGGGUGAUGCCCAUGGUUCGCUACCAGUCUGACCUAAUUUUCUAUGAUAUGUUUUAGGCUAUAGUGCUUCGCAUUGUUGUAAUCCGUAAGCUUAAACCAACCCAGUGAUGCAUGUUCUUGAUAUUUUUUUCUACAAAAUCUAAGGAAAAAGGCGGAUUUGCUGGAAUUUAGAAUCCAUUACUGUGACUAUUUUGAACUGCCUGAAACGUUUCAGCAAUAAACAACCUCAUAUCAUGCAAAGAAAACACUUUUGCUCAACGCACUCAUACGCUCCACGCUGUACGUGCUGUUGCGCGGAAUGAAACGGUUCCAUUGUCACCGCCCAUCCACUGGAGACGGAUCAAGGAACGGAGUGUGUGAAUUAGUGCUAAUUAGAAUGAGUGUCAAAGGUUUCGCGUCGCGUCGUCGAAACAGGCAAGGGGAUAGACCAAAGAAUGGCUCCAUCGUUUGCAACCAGCAGCAGCAGCGGCAGGAGUUGUCGCAUGAACCAUUUACCUAAUGGAUUUGGUCUUUUAUUCGUCAUCGUCAGCAAAUAGAUCAUUAUUAAACACACAAACGAUAGCAAUAAGGUUCGGGACUUGUGGACAAUAAAUAAAGCGUAAAAUAUAUUGCAACAAA